Arachis duranensis is the source of this 1575-nucleotide messenger RNA. RefSeq names its product beta-glucuronosyltransferase GlcAT14C. The record is from RefSeq and is a predicted model, not a curated record. NCBI's taxonomy places the organism in Eukaryota, Viridiplantae, Streptophyta, Magnoliopsida, Fabales, Fabaceae. Gene Ontology annotation, molecular function: glucuronosyltransferase activity. The transcript has 4 exons. Bases 230 to 1504 code for a protein of 424 amino acids. Gene Ontology annotation, cellular component: membrane.
AAUCUCUAUAUCUCAUAAUUCAGAUCAAGGACAGCUUAUUUUUAUUGCAGCACCAUCUUCUGGACAAAGGGUGAGUCUCUAAAGUCACAGGUUCAUAUUGUAGAUACCCUUUUCACACCAUGUUCUGAUCCUGCUUUUAGAAGAGAUGAACUGGUUGAUCACGGCCGAACCGAUCUGAAUUCAAGCCUUUGAAGAUUGAAGUUUGAAUCUUUUCUCAAAUCCCAUUUCAAUGAGGAAUCCAAAAUUUCCAUGCAGGGGAAUGGAUUAUAGGCUAUUAUGCCUUCUAGCCUUUGGUGUUUGUUUGCUCUUGUUUGGAGCAAUAUUCUCAAGAUUGAAUCUUCAAAUUCCAAAUGGAUCUUCCUAUUCCAAAGUCACAAAUAAGUUACAACAAUUCAGUAGUCCUAAAAGAGUUGUAAGAAAGGGUGAAGGGUACCCUCCAAGUUUUGCAUAUUGGAUCAUUGGCACAAAAGGAGAAAACAAGAAGAUUUUGAGGCUUUUGAAGGCUAUAUACCAUCCAAGAAACCAGUAUCUUGUUCAGCUUGAUGAUGAAUCCACUGAGUCUGAGAGAAUUGAUUUGGCUCUCUCAGUUAAAUCCCAUAGAGUUUUUGAGGCAUUUGGGAAUGUUGAUGUUAUUGGGAGUAGUUAUGCCAUUAAUAGGAUGGGAUCUUCUUCACUUUCUGCUCCUCUUCAUGCUGCUGCUAUUCUUCUUAGAAUGAACCAACAUUGGGAUUGGUUCAUAACCUUGAGCUCUUCGGAUUAUCCUAUAGCGACUCAGGAUGAUAUCCUUCAUGCUUUCACAUUCAUGCCAACAUAUCUCAAUUUCAUUCACUACACUAACAGGACACUUCGAAAUGAGCAACGAAACAUGAAUCAAAUAGUGGUAGAUCCAAGUUUACAUUAUGAAAAGAGCAGUCCACUCUUCUUUGCUGUUGAGUCCAGAGAAACCCCAGAUGCCUUUAACAUAUUCCUAGGUUCACCAUGGGUGAUUCUUACAAGAGCAUUUAUGGAAUAUUGCAUCCAAGGUUGGGACAACUUACCAAGAAAACUACUAAUGUUCUUCAGCAAUGUGGCAUACCCUCUUGAAUCUUACUUCCACACUGUGUUGUGCAACUCUCCAGAGUUCCAAAACACAACAUUGGACAUUAAUUUAAGGUACAGUCUUUGGGACACUGAUCCAACCGAGUCCCAAUUGCUUGAUUUGUCACACUAUGACACAAUGCUGGAAAAUGGUGAUGCUGCUUUUGCAAGACCAUUUGGUGAAGGUGAUCUUGUUCUUGAUAAAAUUGAUGAUUUGAUUCUUAAUCGUUCAUCUAAUGGAUUGGUUCAGGGUGAGUGGUGUUCUUCAAGCAUAGAAGAUGAGGCAGAUUUAGUGUGUUCAAUAUAUGGUAACAUUGAUAGUGUAAAGCCAAGUUCUUAUGGCAUUAAGCUUAAGACUAUGUUAGUUGAAAUUGUGAAUAAUGGGGUAUUUAGAACUAGAUCUUGCCAAUUCCACAAAAUGGGGUGACAAAUUUUAUGUUGCAAAUUAAAAUGUAUGAUUUUUCCAUCACAUUAUGUUAACUAUUGAGAUGAAUUUUU